UACUGAGGAGCAGUGUGUGGUAUACCAAAGAAAUACUUCCAUCUGAUAAACAUUGCCAGGAAGAAGAAGGACUUACGUCUUCUUGUUGCCUCCACAUGACAGUUUAAUAGUCGUUGGCGAUGUUUCCGAGCCCCAGCACGUCCACUCCCUUCUCUGUCAAGGAUAUAUUAAACUUGGAGCACAGCCAUGAGCUCAUGUCUUCUCUGGAGCUUUCUUCUCGCAUGGAUUGUUGUAGCUCCGCCGUCACCUCCACCUUACCUUCUUCCUGCUGUAUGCUGGGCCGUCUCAAGCACGAGCCCGUGCGGGACAUGUCCACGGGGGUCCCGCUUUUCGACGAGGAUCUCCACCAGCAGGAGCCCAAAUUCACCGCAGCCAUUUACGGGAAAGCGCUCACGCAGAUGGACGUGGUGAAGGAGGAAGCGGCGGGCCUAUUAGAAGACAAAAAUGUAAAAGAAUUGAGUCCUCCGGCCGAGCCCUCAGACGACACGAAGCCCGACGAUCCAAACCGACCGAAGGCCCGCAGACGCCGGAAGCCGCGGAUACUGUUCUCGCAGGCUCAGGUGUACGAGCUGGAGCGUCGUUUCAAGCAGCAGCGCUACUUGUCCGCCCCGGAACGGGACCACCUAGCCGGGGUCCUCAAACUCACCCCGACCCAGGUGAAGAUCUGGUUCCAGAACCGGAGGUACAAGUGUAAGCGGCAGAGGCAGGAUCAGAGCCUGGAGAUGGUGUCCCUGCCACCGCCCAGGAGGGUGUCGGUGCCGGUGUUGGUGCGGGACGGCAAGCCUUGCGUGGCGGCCGAGCCCAGCCCGUGCAACCCGCCCUACUGCGUGGCUCACGUUAACCACUUCGCUUACAACAACUACCCGCAGUUUAGCGGCUACGCCAACUCCACCUGCGGCACAAACUAUGCGUGCACUUACCCCACGACCAGCAUGCAAACAGGGGCGCCCAAUAACGGGAAUUACGUGAACUUUGGCGUGGGGGAUUUCAACAACGCGCAGCCAACCUUUCCCUCCUCUAAUGGAGGGACCGCACUACAUGGCAUUAGGACUUGGUAAUUGACUGCUUUACUGACUGCAUGUAAGGAUAAAAACUUUUGUUUGAAUAUUUAAUCAUGCUUUUUCGGUCCUAAAAUAUUGUUUUGGUUGUUUUGUGACAUAAGAGCGAAAUAUAAAAUAAUUAAAUAAAGAGCACAA
Messenger RNA from Corythoichthys intestinalis (scribbled pipefish), 1196 nucleotides. RefSeq names its product NK2 homeobox 5 (gene nkx2.5). Lineage: Eukaryota; Metazoa; Chordata; Actinopteri; Syngnathiformes; Syngnathidae. The record is from RefSeq and is a predicted model, not a curated record. Bases 120 to 1058 code for a protein of 312 amino acids. Gene Ontology annotation, molecular function: DNA-binding transcription factor activity, RNA polymerase II-specific; RNA polymerase II cis-regulatory region sequence-specific DNA binding. Gene Ontology annotation, biological process: cell differentiation; regulation of transcription by RNA polymerase II. The transcript is spliced from 2 exons. Gene Ontology annotation, cellular component: nucleus.